AUGGCCCCCCUUGAGCAGAGCUCAGGGCGCCAGUCCGCAUCUCCAACCGGCUCCGGGAGGGAUUCACCAAUUCCCAAAAGAUGGACAACAGAUGAUCCUCCUAAUAAAGACAAAGCAUUUCGCAGAUAUGCCUCGGGCGUCGAGAGAUCACUCUCCCUGUUCGAUACCGCGCUGCAGGAAUGGGCAGACUACAUUUCAUUUCUUGGGCGAUUAUUGAAGUCUCUUCAGGCGCACCCUCCCACGGUUAUUACUGUCCCCUCGAAAGCCAUUGUCGCAAAACGACUUGCACAGUGCUUGAACCCCUCCCUCCCUUCCGGCGUACACCAGAAAGCUCUCGAAGUCUACGCCUACAUCUUUUCGAUGAUAGGUAAGGAUUCUCUUGCUAGAGAUCUGCCUUUAUACCUCCCCGGGUUGUCGUCUACGCUGUCCUUCGCAUCUCUCACCGUUCGGUCCCCAUUCCUUGAACUACUCGAAAAGUACCUGCUCAAACUCGAUUCCCGAUCCCUUCGACCUGCUCUUAAAGCCAUUAUACUCUCGGUAUUGCCUGGACUUGAGGAGGAGACAAGUGAGGAUUUUGAACGCACUAUAACGCUGCUUGAUGGGUUCAAGCAUGCCGUUAGGCCGUCAAACAGUGAUGAUCUCGGGCAGAAUCAUAAUAGUGGAGAUGGGUACUUUUGGCAAUGUUUCUUCCUUGCGGCCAUUACAAGCAAUGGGCGCCGGCUUGGUGCUUUAGCCUACCUGCUCCGAAACCUACCAAAACUUGGUCAACCGCUUGCCCAUGAUGGAGCGAACACUGCUGCCAAUGGGUCGAACAAGGGGGACACCGGCUUGGAUCCUGGACGCCUGGCCGAACUCGUGACAUCUCCAGAACCCGGACUACUCCUCAGAUGUUUUGCCGCUGGAUUAGCUGAUGAACAGUUGUUGAUUCAACGCGGGUUCCUGGAUCUCCUGGUUACACACCUUCCGCUGCACUCCCAAGUCCUACAAAAACGAGUGAAGAAGGAAGAUUUAGAGCUUCUUAUAACAGCUGCCGCAGGUGUAGUUACUCGUAGAGAUAUGAGCCUUAAUAGACGCCUGUGGACAUGGUUAUUGGGUCCCGAGCCUGUUCAUAACGAUUCCGAGGGUGGGCCAGAGUCGCCUGCUUCGGUGACAGCAAGCUCCCAUGGGUCUCACCCAUCGUCGCCGACCCAUUACUUCGAACAGUUCGGGUUACGGCCGUUAACUAACGCUCUUCUAAAAAUGAUUCAACAGGAUCCUAUUAACCCUGUUGACAGACCGAGGCCUUUCCGAAUUUGCCUUUCUCUAAUGGACAGGUGGGAAAUUGGUGGCCUUGUUGUGCCGGAUAUAUUCUUGCCUAUCGUCAGCAGUGUCCAGAAAUAUAAAACCCAAGCGAGUAGUAAAACUGAAUUCUCUGAAGUACUUCGCAGUGCGAGUGUCUUCUUUGAUGGCGUCGAGAGUGGCCUAAUCUGGAGAGAAAUUGUUGGCUUAAUCGCUCAGGCUAUUGGAACUGACAAAGCCACAGCUACGGAAAGAAUAAACAAUCUCUCACUGGUCAAUUUCAUCAUCGCUCAUUUUAAUGUUCGGGAGGAAGAGAUGCUCAUGGUACAUGCCCCUUUAACGACCUUAACAAUAUUGAGCAUGUUGGAAGACACUCGAGGAAAAAAUGGGAAAGAGCAUGAGUAUGUUGGGGUAUCCCCGGAGGUGUCCAAGAUGGCUUUAAGCAUCGCAAUGGAUCUUAUCGAUCUCGCCCCAGACCGCGCCUUUCAAACCCGGCCGUCAACGAGCCAAUCUCUUUCCACUACCGAUGACGGAGAAGCGGCACGAACUAUAGCGAACGCAGAGAUACUCGAAAAUAUCAAAGCAUUUUACACUGAAGACCAAGGGAAUCUUGACGCUAUUGGACCCCCUUUCUCAUCCCGUGACGUGAGCGAGCUCCUCACGAGGAAAGCUGUUAGCAUCACCAGCCAAGACCUAUCUGGGCCAACCCCAAGUGUUGAUGCGGGAAUGAAGAGCAAGCUUUUAAUGAUGGUGUUAUCAAAGAUACCCAGGGUCAAGAGUCUUGAUAUCACAACAGUCAUCUCAUCUAUGCACAGCAGCCUGACCGUCUCUUCGCCAGUGCCAUUUAUAGUUUUUACGUCAAUUACGUCUCUUGCAACCAACCUUUACUCCGCAUCCUACAUAUCUGCAACUGAUCUAUCAAAUCUGGUAGACCCGCUUGUGCGCCUAGCUUGGUCUUAUUUAUCAGCAUCGCAGCCCAAGUACCAUGUAGAGACUGUCCGAUGUCUUUGGCAACUACAGACGAGCUUGUCGCCGUCAAAUCGAGAGAUUGAAUCGGCAAUUUGCUCCCUCAUGGUGGAGCGUGAUGUUGGAGGAACUUUUGCCGUUCGAGAUGCUGAUUCCGGCCGGCGCUUUGGCGUGCUAUGGACGCACACGCUCCAGGAUACCGGCCACUCGGACCAGAAGGGGCGCAAGUCUUCUAACACUGAAGCUAAGGGCCCAAUCCGCCUAUCUGGUAUUGAGAACUAUGGGAUGAUGCUUUCACGGCCUCUCUUUUUACUCCUCGAUUCACUGCUGGACAAACAUACCCAACUCUUCCAGACCAUGGAGACGUGGCUACAAACCCUCGUGGGUAUUGAGAAGCUUUUUUAUCUGCUUAUAUCCAAAUUCUUAAAAUUCGAGUUUCUUCAUACAGCUUCCGAGAGCGGCCCCAGUAGCUUAGAUGGCCCUAUACGGAUAUAUACCCAGGAAGAUGAUUUAGAUGGGUGCUCAUAUUAUAUUCGGACGCUAUCCAAUGUUCUACAGUGCUCUUCUGCUCAUGUAUGGGUGGUGCUUGCUGAAAAUACGAUCGCCCCCGAUACAAAUUACACCGCAUUAUCCAGUAUUACUGGACGUGAUGGCGAGGUCACCUUACUAGAGUUUUUCUUGCAAGUUUGUUUACGAGCAAUAUCUGGAAGACAUGGCCCACAAAGCGCCAGUUUAGAACUAGUUAAAAAGUUUCAGCUGACGGCCUUGACCACCCUCCAACAAAUUCUCCGAAGUCCAAGUUCCUUACAGCUUGCAGAUCUCCAGCUGGAGCAUAUCCUUAUUGAUCGCCUAACUAAAUCUCUAGAUGAACCGGAUUCUUCUUCCAUUCAAGACCUAUUGUUAAAGGUGUUGUAUAUCUCGCUGGAGAUCAGGAGUGCCUCUGCAUUCGUUGCUGCUCCCCCAACCCCAACAAUAGAGCACAAGCGCCCAAGUGCUCAAGACACACCCCACAACCCAAGGCUCUCUAUCUCAACGGACCGUACAGAUCCACACCCGCCUCCAAGGGUUCCUCCGCCACCGCCCGCCCUUAUCAAUUGCCUCCAGGCGGGGUUUGCUGCAUCCAGCAGUAGGCCAGUCUUAGAUAACUGGAUUAGCUUUCUUACCAAGUGCUUACCCCUAUACUCGGAUACCAUUUUCCAGAUCCUCAUACCGUUAGUGGAAACGUUUUGCCGUCAAAUUGAACGGACAUUCAGAAGCCUUCAGACAACUUUUAAAGAGCCAGGCCUGGAUACCGCGAGGCCCGUUGCGCCCGAGUCGACCUUGAUCUCUCUAUUAAAUGGUCUUGAGAAUGUUCUUGCACGAGGGCAUGACCAUCUGCUCCAUGACGAACUUAAGACACCAGCGAUGAAGAAUCCAGACCAAGCUCAAGGUUUCUUCGGGAAUAUGGUCUCGAAUGUAUUCACGUCCGAGGCACCUCAGGCUAGGAGUGCGUCUGCUAAUAAUCGACUGACUGUUCUGCUGUCAUUCCAAGAUGCUGUCCGCAUAUGCUUUCUCAUUUGGUCCUGGGGAGGAGCAGACGGGGCCCGCCAGGAUGUAGAAUCCUCUGCUUCGUUCAACUAUACUUCAUUGCGGAUGAGGAACCGAGCCCGCAGACUCCUGGAACAUCUUUUUGCUGCAGAAACUUUAGAGUGUUUGGAGACUGUCGUGGACAUGUGGCAAAAGUCUUUGGCUAGCGAACAAGGCUCGAAGUCCAUGGUCGUUUUCAAUCUUCUUCACGUCCUUGACGGCUCGAGACCAAAGCACACAAUCCCCGCUAUCUUCAAUGCCAUCUACAGUCGUAGUAACCCGUCUGCGCUAGAUCCUGCUCGAAAGUCAACGUUGACUUCAUCGCUCAAUGACACCGAUUUGGUGAUAUUCCUAGUUGAAUAUACCCGCUCCUUGGAAGACGAUACGAUGGACGAAAUCUGGGUGGAUUGCAUGACAUUCCUAAAGGAUUUAUUAACGAAUCCAUUUCCGCAUAGGCAGACCCUACCAAGUCUACUAGAAUUCGCGGCAAUCUUGGGGGAGAAAGUCGAUAAUACUAACUUUGGGGAGCAACGGAAGAUGCGCAGAGACCUUGCCGAUCUUUUUCUCAGGUUACUCACGGCGAUAUUCACAACUAGGCCCAUGGGCUUCUUGGAGACAACCUCCGAUGCCGUCGACCGCUCAACCUCAGCACCCCAGCGGACAUUGGCCAGAUCUGACGAUAUUGUCAGUAUUCUGGCCUCUAUUGCAUCUAACCUUCCCAAGAUCCUUGUUGAGCCUGACCGAGUGCUUUCGGCUGCGAAUAUAAUAUCUACUAGUGUCAUCGGACCAACUUUCAAAUCCAAAGCCUUUCCAGACAAUGUCUCGAAAAGCACAUUGGUACUCCUUUAUCAAUUAAGCAGGCUACCGAAUACCCACAAAGCCUGGAAAAAGGAUGUUGCCGACGCGUUCAACGAUUCAAAGUUCUUUUCUACUGCGCUGUCACUUGUUGACAGUGACUGGCUACCACUAUUGAAACAAUGGACAUUAGGGGAGAAAGAGCGCAUGCCCGAGCUGCUCUCGCGAAUGCAAGCUCCCACCACUGCGGGGAUAGUCUUUGGUGUCGGAGCUACAUCAGCAAGACUUGAAGCAGACAGAAAGACCCAACUUAAUCUACGACGUGUCGCUACACUUGUACUAGCCACCACCGAUGAUAAUUUCGUCGCCGACCUGCCAGUAAUACAGGAGAAGAUGGUAGAACUUCUGCUCGCGACGACAACAUCCUCGCCAUCUUCAACCACCCGAGCAGACGUCUAUCUUUUACUUCGCGCGCUAGCCCUCAAAACAUCCGCUGUCCACCUCGCAACUCUAUGGCCAAUUAUCAACGCCGAAUUACACGCGGCGAUCUCCUCCAUCGUAGCGCCUGAUCACAGCGCAGCUUCCGACACCUAUACCAACAUCUCGAUCCUCCAAGCAUGUAAACUGCUAGAUACUUUACUAUGCAUCGCUCCCGACGACUUCCAACUUCUAGAAUGGCUUUUUAUCACCGAUACAAUUGACGCCGUAUACCGACCAUCCCAAUUCCAUCCCAUCGCACUAGCAGAUGCAAUAUCCGAAGAACUGGGCUCAACGGCGUCGGCAGCAGCCAUACAAACCGAAGUUUCAGCGAUGCAAACAUCGCAAAGCCCUACCCGCAAGCCAUUAAUAGGUCCGGGUGGCAUUAGUGACGAGGGCAAUUGGGAGAGAAGGGACGAGCUGGUUGCGAAGGUGUUGCGACCGUUCUUUGGCCAGUUGAGCAUUUUUGCGUUUGAGAGCACGUAUUCUAUGGGCGCACCGGAUUGGGAGGCUUGUAGGAUGGGGGUAUUAAAAGACUUGUUUGACGAGCGAACUAUUGUUAAGGCCUUGUAG
Venustampulla echinocandica is the source of this 5655-nucleotide messenger RNA. Its product is annotated as Cellular morphogenesis regulator. Gene Ontology annotation, cellular component: trans-Golgi network; endosome. Gene Ontology annotation, biological process: Golgi to endosome transport. The record is from RefSeq and is a predicted model, not a curated record. Bases 1 to 5655 code for a protein of 1884 amino acids. NCBI's taxonomy places the organism in Eukaryota, Fungi, Ascomycota, Leotiomycetes, Helotiales, Pleuroascaceae. The transcript is spliced from 6 exons.